AUGAAAAUCUUAUACUUAAUUAAAGAAAAUUCAGUGGAGACGGAGACCGGAGAGGCUGUCUUGGCAGAGAGCGGUGGUCUAGAGGCCGAGAGUAGAGCCUUGGGAUGGUGCCGGAGCCGGAGUACUAGUGAUAGCAGAGCGCCGCCAGUUACAAACGACGGUCGUGCGAUCCAGCAGGCAUUGCCGAUAAGAGUUUGGAGGGAUUUUAAACCCUAUCGAUCGUGGAAGAAGAAAAAAAAAGGGCAGUAUCUAUCAAGUAUUACACCGUCGGUUCUUUCACGCUCCGAUCGCAACAGCCGCACUCCUCCCUUCUUCUCGCCAUCUUCAACAUCGAAACAACAAGAUAAGGUGCAAUGGCGUUGCUGUUCAAGGAUCCAACAAAGAUUUCAGCAUAUCGUGACAGAAGGAGAAAUCAAAAAGAUUGUCAUGGGUUUAGACAAGAACACAAAAACACCAUGUGGCUUCUGCUUCAUCAUGUACUAUUCUAGGGAAGACACUGAAGAUUCAGUGAAAUACAUAAGUGGGACAAUUCUUGAUGAUCGGCCUAUUCGUGUUGAUUUUGAUUGGGGGUUUCAGGAUGGAAGACAAUGGGGACGUGGCCGUAGUGGUGGACAAGUUGUUGAUUAUGGGGUUGGAUCAUUGGGAUCUUUUCAGCCACCUCCCAUGGCUGCCAACUAUGGAAGACAUGGAGGAGGUGGUCAUGGGUAUGGGGGAGGUGGCCACAGGCAUGGCAGAGGAGAUUAUCAAAGGAAGAGAUACCGUGAUGAUGAUCGAGAUCGACGUGGGCCCGAUGUGGCCAAGAGGAAUUCUGAAAAUGAAACUCGAAGAAACUCUGAUUUUGAUUCCAAACAGGAGAAAAACCCACGUUUUCGUGAGCAUGGUGAUUCUGAUGAAGAGGAAGAUGACAGGAAAAGACAGAAAUAACUGGAAUUCGGUUUAUCAUUAUUAAUAUUAUUUCAUAGGUAAAUUUAUCAAAAUAUUUUCCGUUAUGUACAAGUUGUCG
Molecule: messenger RNA, 1003 nt
Organism: Lactuca virosa
Lineage: Eukaryota; Viridiplantae; Streptophyta; Magnoliopsida; Asterales; Asteraceae
Source: the annotation of a GenBank genome assembly